Chlamydomonas reinhardtii is the source of this 2561-nucleotide messenger RNA. RefSeq lists its product as uncharacterized. The transcript is spliced from 3 exons. Gene Ontology annotation, biological process: protein phosphorylation. The coding region runs from base 397 to 924 and encodes 175 amino acids. Gene Ontology annotation, molecular function: protein kinase activity; ATP binding. NCBI's taxonomy places the organism in Eukaryota, Viridiplantae, Chlorophyta, Chlorophyceae, Chlamydomonadales, Chlamydomonadaceae. The record is from RefSeq and is a predicted model, not a curated record.
GCAAAGGGUCUGGCGAGGGUCUGGCCACCAGCAAUUUCCCGAGGUCCCUCGCCAAGUCAUUAUCCUAGAGCAACUGCUCUUUGUCGUGCCUUCAAUUUGAUGUAUGAAGCUUAUUUGAGUGCCUUUGCGGAGUGACGGACGCUUCUCGUGCACAAAUGCUGGACAAGCCGCUGCCUUUCGCGAGCUCGGCUAGCGGGCAGACCGCCCCACAAAAACAGCGAUUCAAAACAUGCCAAUGUUAUGUGUGAGCAUUUGACAAGGUUUGGUCUUUAGUCGCCAUGGCGUGUAUGGGCACGCCCCCGACUGAACCCUAGUGCCUGCUGCCGCUCUCGCUACAGAACUCACAAACAAUCCCUCCCAUCCGCAUUCCAAUCCAGCAGCCGCAACCCAGAGCUGAUGGUGGCGCCGACGGGCUCCUUCACGUCGGGCCUCCGCCGCGUGCACAGCGUGCUGAGCCAGUUCCGCCAGAGCGAGCUGAAGCAGCUGCGGCAGAGCUCGCUCGAGUGGGUGUUUGGCCUGACGGGCAGGGCCGGCAGCUGCAUGUACAUGGCUCCCGAGGUGUUUCGCAAGCUGCCCUACAACGAGAAGGCUGACGUGUUCAGUUUCGGAGUGGUCAUGUACGAGUUGCUGUCGCGCGAGCUGCUGGUCAUCUCCUACUUCAAUACCAGCCGGGGAGCCAAGCUGGGCAUGCACCAGCCAGAGGACUAUGCGGAGAUGGUAUGCGAUGGCUUUCGGCCGGCGCGCCCUGGGGCCUUGGCGAACGAGGCUGCCUGGUCCCUGAUCGAGGCUUGCUGGCAGGACGACCCGGUGCAGCGACCCGACAUGGACACCGUGCUGGUGCGGCUGCGGGAGCUGCAGCGGGAGGAGGAGCUGCACCCCACAGACCCCGGUGGUCUCAUGGGGUGCAGCUGCGUCAUCAGUUGACGCGGCAGGCCGCAAGCCUGCCGCCGUGCGUCUUGCGAUGGGACAGGGUAAAGGGGCAGGGUGGAGUGGUCCCAUGCAACUGGCAGCAAGCCUGCCGCCAUGCGUGGUGCCAUUUAGUUUGGCUUGUCACGCAGGCGCUGAGGUGUGGCUCAGUUCCGACGGCCGCCGGGCACACGGAGAACACGUGAAUCCAGUCGCACCACGGAUGCCACAGCUGACUACAAUUGUCUUGUGCGUGUUGCAAUCGUCUCGGGUGCUGGUCAGGAUUAUAGGGCUGGCGGACCUAUCUAACGCAGGCUAACUUGGUUUGCAUCAGCUGUUGCUGCAAGAAGGCUGCGUGAUUACUGCACAAGGCGCCUUCACUCUCCUCAUAUUUUGUCACUUGUCGUGGCUGCAUGCAUAUCUGUGCAUGAUGGCAGCAUAUGAUAAUGCAUUCAGCGGGCUUGCACAGAGUGCUUUAGACCUGAUCAUCAUGGCCAUGCGUGUCUGCACUGCACUAGUGAUCAUGAGAUUGGAACUCAUUAUUGUUUGCGCCUGAAAUGUGCACCCUCAUGUUUGCGCAUUGAAGUACCGUACUUGCGCGAAUGCGCGUUGACAUGCAUUUGCCUGGCGCCUUCACAAGCGUUGUGCUUCACUUCUUAGCAAUUUGCGUCAGUUGCGUGGGGUGUUGUGGUGGGGUCGGUGCGCCGGACAUUCGGGCUGACUUGAAACGUAACGCAGACCUUCCCCCUCACUUGCAACUGCGGGCUAUUGGGUACAAAUGCGCAAACGUAUGGCUACAGUACAUUCAUGGACAUGAAGCUCAAAUGUAGCAGGUGCAGCACGUACAGGCGUAGGACACGGUGUUUGGUCACGCGGCUCAUACCUGCACUCGUGUGUACGCACCGCGGGUACGCACAUCUGCUGCGGCUUGCGUUGGUUUGAACGUUGGACGUGCCUUGCAUGAAUUGUUGGUGGGACGCAGACUGCGGGCAUUGAAGUGAGCGGAACGUUUGUGGCAUCGCCGGAAUUGCUAAUGGAUCCUGCACUAGCCGAGGUAGCUGCUAGGCACUGCAUGGCAGCGAUCCUUCCGUUUGUGCAUGUGAGCUUGUGUUGUGUGAGACAAAAUCGCUGUAUUACACCUCGCGCACACAGUGACAUGUGUUGGCUGGCAUGGCUUACAUCCGCCGUCAUGAUUGCUGCGGGAAACGGUGCCUUCGCCAAAAUGGGAAGAGCAGGGGGAGAGCGAAUGAUGCCGUGCCGGCGGUUGGCAAUGAUGGGCGUUGUUGCCGCGUCAAAGCGAUGCGGCAAGCUACUUUGCAGCGUUUAGGUUCGACCAGGUUCGGCAGAAGGCGCCGGGCCAGGGAGGCAAUCGGCUUGCGAUCGCUCCGUGCGUUUCGGCACGGGAGUUUUGCUUUCAUUCAUUUUCACACCCACACGCAUAUUUUGACGUGGUUUGCAUGGGUAUCUGGACCUUUCUCGCGCUAUGGGAGCUAAAGACUUAACAGGCUGCGCGGUGCCUGACAACUUGCAGCGGUUGAACCCGGCCGAGCUCUCGCUUAAGAAGCUGCUGGGUCGCGGAGGGUUCGCGACAGUGUAUGCUGCCACUUACGCGAGUGAGCCCGUCGCAGCAAAGGCGAGUUCGCACAGUGUCCUUU